Molecule: messenger RNA, 1869 nt
Organism: Cuscuta epithymum
Lineage: Eukaryota; Viridiplantae; Streptophyta; Magnoliopsida; Solanales; Convolvulaceae
Source: the annotation of a GenBank genome assembly
CAAUCUCUUCUUUAGGAAACUAAAGCAAUAAAUAAAUGUGUAUAAUAAUCCACUCAACAGCGUAUAAUAAUACGUAGUACUCAAAGGAUCCGUUUUCUCUCCCCCUGUUUGGAUUCAAACCGACUCAAAGCGCAUUCGCGAAGAAAUCAUCCACAGCUUCAAUUCAUCGGAAAUGUCGUCUACUCCGGUGCCUCCCAGCUCCGCUUACCUCACAGCUCUCACCAUGGAAAUCGAGAAGAAGCUUCAUCGAGCAGUGACUAUGCCGACUCAGAGGCUUGAUUCAUUGCAAGAGCUAUUUGCUGACAUAGCUUUGGAAGUUGAUGAUCGAGCAAGAGACAUAAUUUUCAGCAGUGAAAGUGCAAUAUCUGCAGCUGAGGAAAGGACUAAAGGCCCAAUUUGCUACUUCAAUGUGCUUGCUGACCAUUUUGUUCGUGUUCACCACAGCGGAAAACCAAUCCUUAAUCUAAUUGUUCAGCUAUGGAGCCAGUCCUUUGCUUGUCACAUAUUUUCUCUCUUGUUUCACAAAUGGCUUUUUGAGGUUGAGCUAGACAAUUCUGAAUCAUUGAUUCGGUACUCUUCUGCGCUUGUUCAAGGUGCAACCAAUGUAUUCUGGAUUGAUGUUCAAUCAAACACGAAAUGCUUUCAGAGUCUCUUUAUGUAUCUGAUUGAGGAAGUUUCGCUUGUUCCAGAACGGUUAAAGAAGAUACCGUUGCAGGCGCAACGGGAUUUGUUCCUCCUCCUUUCACGCUUCAUAUUCUUUUACGGCUUAGUUGACAAACUAGAAAGCUUCUUUAACCAAUUUCCUGAUUUUCCGAAUGCUCUCUUUGUUGGUGGUCCAGCUGAUUUUUUUGUUACUGAAUUAGCUGAUCAGCUUCAGAAACUGAAAGUUGAGCCAGUACUACUGCAUUACCUUUCCCAGAUGAAAGUUCUUAGAGGGUUAGAAUUGAGAAUGACAACAAGUACAAGGCUUAGGACUUGCUUGUAUAGCUUCACAAGCCCAGGUGCUCCUAUGUAUCCAACAAGAGCAGUCCGCCAUGCCACGUGGGAGGCAUUAGAUUUUCUUUUUCCGGUCGGUCGGUAUCCACGGCACCUGAUAAGCAUAUUCUUUCGGUUGCUACACCCAUGGUACUGGCCCUCCUCUUUUUGGAACUUCAUAAAGUCGUGUAUUUUAGCAGUGUUAUAUUUGGUAUCAAGUUUUGUUUUCUCUAGUUGGGAUAAGCUAGCAAAAUUUAAAGAAUGAUAGACUGGGGCAAACUGCUCAGCUGUUGUAAAUCUGUAAAUGUGUAUCUCAUAGUCAGAGUUUCAAGAAAGAGUUACAGAUUCAACCUCCACAUUCCACCCACAGCUCGUCUAAACGUGAUAAAAUAUAGCCAAGAGUAAAUCCAACUUGAUAAUAAGAAUGAACACUCGAUCUUGCAUGUUGGUUUCUUAUUUCAUACUCCGUGUUUCGUUUAAAGAGUGUGAAACCAGGGUCACCAUACUAUAAAAUUGAAUAUUCUGCAUUAAGUUUCGUUUAUCCAUCGAUUUACACUAAUAUAAUAACUGAACGCCUAAACGUGCAUGAAUGAUGAACAAAUGUGGAAAGUUGCAUGUUUGCAUUGGAGGUUAGUGUCGUGAUUCACUUGGAGUAUGUCAACUGGAUAUCUGUAUAGUCUUAAUUGUAAGCGGUAUAUAGUACAUGUGGACUCCAUCGCUUUCUGUUGUGUGGAUUGUCACACUGAAAUUGUAACGUUUUGGGCUUUAAACACUGGACUAGUAUGAUGUGAAGAGUGGACUAGUGGAGGGUGGAUGGAAUAGAUCAAUUUCUAUGUCCAAAAUGUAUUGCCAUUAAUGUGUAUUUGUACGAAGUAUUUUUUAUGUGUAUUUUGU